UGGGUUUUCUUCAUCACUCUCUCUCUCUCUUCUAAGCCUAAGAAAAAAAAAAGGGAGAUUUUUCUUUUUUGGAAUUUUCUCAAGCGAAACCUAUCUUUCUCGGAAAUCCGAUUUUUCGGGAAAUACUUUUCUUGAGGAUGCCAGCGACGGAUUACCAGGGAUCGUUUGGGAGGUCGUUAUUGAGCCUUCGGCGUGACCAGGUGGAUUCCACGGGAGCUCACGAGCCUACUUCCAUGGAGGUUGAGCUGGAUUCGUUCCAGAGACAGGUCACCGAGAGGUUUGUCGAUCUUACUGUCUCCGGGUCCGAUGAGAUUCUCUCGCUCGAGUGGAUUGGGAAGCUCCUCGAUGCUUUUCUCUGUUGCCAGGAGGAGUUUCGCGCCAUUAUCGUCAACCACAGGUCUCAGCUCCAGAAGCCUCAGAUGGACCGAUUGAUCGCCGAUUACUUCGAGAGGAGCGUCAAGGCGCUCGAUGUCUGCAACGCGAUCCGUGACGGGAUCGAGCAGAUCAGGCAGUGGCAGAAGCUGAUCGAAAUCGUGACCUGCGCGCUGGACACCGGCGCCGGGGUUAGCGUCCAGAGGCUGCUCGGGGAGGGGCAGUUCCGCCGCGCGAAGAAGGCUCUGAUCGAUUUGGCAAUCGGAAUGCUCGACGAGAAGGAAUCCUCCGGCUCGGCGUUGGCCCACCGGAACCGCUCGUUCGGGCGCAACAAGGACAACCACCACCGUUCCAUGGGCCAUUUCAGGUCGCUCUCGUGGAGCGUUUCGCGGUCGUGGUCUGCUGCUAGGCAAUUGCAGGCUAUAGGGAAUAACUUGGUAACUCCUCGAGCCAGUGACAUCAUGGCUACGAAUGGCCUCGCUGUUCCGGUUUACACAAUGACGUCGAUUUUGUUGUUCGUAAUGUGGGUUCUCGUGGCGGCGAUACCUUGCCAGGACCGGGGCUUACAAGUGCAUUUCUAUGUUCCUAGGCAUUUCCAAUGGGCGGCUCCAGUCAUGUUGCUGCACGAUAGGAUCCUCGAGGAAUCGAAGAAAAGGGACAGAAAGAAUGCUUGUGGAUUGCUGAGAGAGAUUCAUCACAUUGAGAGAAGUUCGAGAUUGGUGGGAGAAUUAGCAGAUUCAGUUCACUUCCCAUUGACGGAGGAGGAGGAGGUUGAGGUGAAGCAUAGAGUGCAGGAAUUGGUACAGGUUUAUGAAGCUCUGAAACAGGGUUUAGACCCAUUUGAGAGGAAAGUGAGAGAAGUUUUCCAUCGAAUAGUCCGUAGCCGAACAGAGGGACUUGAUUCCCUUGGAAGGGUUUCAGAAUGAUCCCAUGGUUAGACGACUCAUUCCGGGGAAUACUUGAAAUGCAUUUUCUUUUUGUGGGGUGUUUGGUUUGGACAUGAAGAACAUGAACAGAGCAGAAAACUGGUUGAAGAAGAAACAUUUUAGGCACUUUCGAGUCCGAAGAAAUAAAAGGGUAACAAGGGAGCUCAUUUUAUCUAUAAAAGGGUAACAAGGGAGCUCAUUUUAUCUAUCUUUGUAUGUAUCACUUCAUAUUGUGUAAAGAAGAUUAGGAAUAUGAAAGUCGACCUCCUCGGUCUGUGAUGUUCUAAUGAUGUCCAUCCUUCUGUUGCUAUUGUGUAAUUGAUGUCGGUGUCGAUUGCAUCCUAUGGUGUUGGCUCGUUUCUUCGGGCUCUCGUUAUUGUUUCUUUUCUGUUUUGUACAUGGGAGAAGUAUACAUUCUUGUUUUCCUUUUCUUGUCA
Tarenaya hassleriana is the source of this 1735-nucleotide messenger RNA. RefSeq lists its product as uncharacterized. NCBI's taxonomy places the organism in Eukaryota, Viridiplantae, Streptophyta, Magnoliopsida, Brassicales, Cleomaceae. The coding region runs from base 138 to 1298 and encodes 386 amino acids. The record is from RefSeq and is a predicted model, not a curated record. The transcript has a single exon.